AUGCACGCCGCCAUAGCAAUCGCAGCGCUCCUGAACCUCGCAGCGGCCGACAGCCUCGUCACAGCCUCCCCGGAAUCGCGGACCGUGCCGACGGCCAGCGUGACGGUCAGAGAGGCAUCGACCAGCGUGACGUUGGACGAGGGCUUCACCGAGCCAGGCCCAGCUCCCGAGACGACGAGUGUGAUGCUCGACGAGGGCGCGAGCGUGUCGCUUUCGUCUGCUGAGACGACGAGUGUGGUUCUCACCGAGGAUCCGACUGUGUCGAUUUCAUCUCCCGAGCCGACCACUGUGACGCUGCUCGGCGACAACUUGAUCACGCCACCCCCCUCCGCCCAGACAACCAUCGUGAUACUCAACACGCAACCGACAGCGCCCCCCGCCGACGACGACGACGGCGACGACGACAGGACCGAGCCCGGCAACCCGGCGACGAAGCGAAGCACCACGGUGCCGGUCCUCCACCCCUACGUGCACUACGACUUCGGCAUCGGCACGGCGUGGCCGCGCGGCACGACCAAGCCCAAAUGCACGCACUGGACGCGGGUGGGCGACACGCACAACCGCUGGACGCAGGACGUGUACACAUCGACGACGACGACGACGCUGCUGCACAAGUGCGGGCAGUGCGCCAUCGUGUGGACGACGCCGCACAAGGGCUACGCGUGGGCCAAGGUCUACGACACGGUGACGGCCGACUACCCCUUCACCGUGACCGAGGUGGCCUGCCGCGACCCCCCGGACAUGGGCGGCUACGUGCUGCCGCCGCACACGCCCACGGACCCCUGGAGCACCAAGACUCAGACGCAGCGCUACCCGUCCACCAUCUACGUCACGUACCCGGACAAGGGCCCGUCCACCAUCACCCCGGCCGGCGUCACCUCGCCCAGCUGCACCAGCUCCACCAUGGUCUACGGCGGCGGCGGCCUGCGCGCCAACAAGCAGCUCAAGUGGAAGUUUUCCACCAUGCGCACCGUCACCAAGGACUGCGGCACCUGCGCCCUGGCCUGGUCCACAAACUACUUUUGGCAGAACCUCAAGGGCGACUUUUACCACUACUACACCGUCACCAACGAAAUGUACGUGGCCACCACGCUCGAGUGCGGCAAGCCCGUCCCGACUGAGGCCCAUGGAGACGGGCCGGUGACGACGACUGCGGGACGUGCCUGCUUACAUGAGACUGAACCACCUCAAAGGAGCCACGUGGGCAACACCCCAUCCGACUACAUACAUGCCGUGCCACGACUAACAACCCCUGCCAACGACUGA
This is a messenger RNA of Metarhizium acridum CQMa 102, 1266 nucleotides long. NCBI's taxonomy places the organism in Eukaryota, Fungi, Ascomycota, Sordariomycetes, Hypocreales, Clavicipitaceae. The record is from RefSeq and is a predicted model, not a curated record.